Messenger RNA from Dufourea novaeangliae, 464 nucleotides. Its product is annotated as thioredoxin, mitochondrial. NCBI's taxonomy places the organism in Eukaryota, Metazoa, Arthropoda, Insecta, Hymenoptera, Halictidae. The record is from RefSeq and is a predicted model, not a curated record. The transcript has a single exon. The coding region runs from base 27 to 464 and encodes 145 amino acids. Gene Ontology annotation, molecular function: oxidoreductase activity, acting on a sulfur group of donors, disulfide as acceptor. Gene Ontology annotation, cellular component: cytoplasm.
UUAGGCAGUACUUAAAAAACUAGAAAAUGUUGCGUCAUACCAGUAAGCUUUCAUCAAUGUUAGUCCGUGGGGUUUCUCUGUCCCGACAGUGGAACAAACAAUUUGAAAUAAAUAAUAAUCAAGAAUUUGUUAGUAAGGUAAUGAAUAGUUCAAUACCAGUUAUCGUAAACUUUCAUGCUCACUGGUGUGAACCUUGCAGAAUACUCACACCUAAAUUAAUAGAUCUUAUAGAACCAAUGGAUAAAUUAGAUCUUGCCAUUAUAGAUCUAGAAUUGAACCCAGAGUUAGUACACAUCUUUGAAGUAAAAGCUGUACCAGCUGUUGUAGUAAUUUCAAGUGGAUUGGUUAUUGAUAAAUUUAUAGGUUUAGUUGACAUCAAGAUGAUAGAAAACUUAAUACAUAAACUUACUCAGCAGAAUGUAAUAACAUCCUCGAAUUCUGAAGAUGAUAGAAGAGAAGCUUAA